AUGAAGAGCGUUAAUACAAGAUUUGGUGGGAAGAGGAAUGAUAGGAUGGAUGCGAAGGGAAGAAUGAACAAGAGGGAAGUGCGAGGGAAGGAGAGGAUGCAGAACAAGAAGAAAGGCAGUGCACUGAAGGGAGGCGAUAAGAGAGUGUUGGUUGAGGCGCAUCCGAGGUUUGCAGGGAUAUAUGUUUCGCGAGGCAAGGAGGAUUUGCUGCUUACGAAGAACAUGGUACCUGGUGUGAGUGUGUAUGGAGAGAAGAGGGUUGUAGUUGAAUGUGAUGGAGAGAAGGUUGAGUAUAGGAUGUGGAAUGCAUAUAGAAGCAAGCUUGCAGCAGGGAUAGUAUGUGGGGUGAAGGACAUACAUAUUGGGCCGGGGAGCAAAGUGCUGUAUCUGGGAGCGUCAUCUGGGACGACUGUUUCGCAUGUAUCUGACAUUGUUGGCAAGGAGGGGGUGGUGUAUGCAGUUGAGUUUAGCGAGAGGUCUGGACGGGACUUGGUGAACAUGUGUAUGAAAAGGACGAAUGUGGUGCCGAUCAUAGAAGAUGCAAGGCAUCCGUCGAGGUAUAGAAUGCUUGUGCCGAUGGUUGACUGUAUUUUUUCCGAUGUGUCGCAGCCAGACCAGACCAGGAUUGUUGGAUUGAAUGCACAGUAUUUUUUGAAGGAAAGCGGAGGAGUUGAUGUGUCUAUCAAGGCCAACUGUGUGAAUUCGGCAGUACCGGCAGAGACUGUGUUCGCGGACGAAGUGAAUGUGCUGAGGAAAUGUGGCAUAAGGCCGAAGGAGCAGGUGACGCUUGAUCCGUUUGAGAAGGGCCAUGCGGUUAUUGUUGGAGUGUUCAAGAGUAGCAAGCCAUCAGAAAAGUGA
Messenger RNA from Ordospora pajunii, 858 nucleotides. Its product is annotated as fibrillarin. The transcript has a single exon. The coding region runs from base 1 to 858 and encodes 285 amino acids. NCBI's taxonomy places the organism in Eukaryota, Fungi, Microsporidia, Ordosporidae. Gene Ontology annotation, cellular component: small-subunit processome; box C/D methylation guide snoRNP complex; nucleolus. Gene Ontology annotation, molecular function: RNA binding; histone H2AQ104 methyltransferase activity; rRNA methyltransferase activity. The record is from RefSeq and is a predicted model, not a curated record. Gene Ontology annotation, biological process: box C/D sno(s)RNA 3'-end processing; rRNA methylation.